AUGGCCUGGCAAACCCCCAAUUGCAUCGUCCAGGCGAUGCAAUCCGUCCGCCGGACGGCUCAAUUGCGGCCUGUCCUCCGUGCCCCGAAGCUCUCCUCCGCCUCUCCCCUGUCCUCCAUCCCCCAGCAACGAAAAGACACUCGCGGUUAUGCCACCGAGGCUGUGGCCGCUCGCGAGAUCGACUUUGAGAAGUUCAGAGCGCGCCCGGCGCGGAUUGUUCCCGCCUCGGCCGCCUACUUCACCGGCAGUCCGAAAUUCAUCGACCACCUGCUGCGGUUAGAAACCAUGCUGGCUAAGUCCGCGGCCAUGCCGACGGUAGCGCCGGCCGACGCUCCUCGCAAGGCAUGGCUCAAGUUGCCUCAAUUCCGCGACUUUGUCGGGGAGAACGUGCCCACGAAAAAAUACAAGCACCUCGUGAAGCUUCUGCAACGACUCAAUCGGAUCGACCCCUUGGUGAUUCCGGCGGAAAUUAAAACCACUUUGGAUUCGUUCGUUCGUCCGGGAAAUCCUUACGCGAACAAGCCACUUCCGCCGACGGUGGAUGAGAUGGGCCGGGCCCGGGGUCGAGGAAAGCGAAAGGAAUCUUCGGCCGUGGUUCAUCUGGUCGAGGGAGAAGGUGAAGUUCUGGUGAACGGCAAGAAUCUGCUCGAGGCAUUCCCUCGGGUGCAUGACCGAGAGAGUGCGACGUGGCCCUUGAGGUGUACGUCGAGACUGGAUAAGUACAACGUGUGGGCGACCGUCCGCGGAGGAGGAGUUACCGGACAGGCCGAGGCUAUUACUUUGGCGCUGGGACGGGCACUGUUGGUUCAGGAACCCGCUCUGAAGCCCGUCUUGCGGAAAGGUACGUUAUUUGUUUGCUUUUUCCUUCUCUCCUUCUUUGGUCUUUUGUGCUAA
This is a messenger RNA of Aspergillus melleus, 894 nucleotides long. RefSeq names its product mitochondrial 37S ribosomal protein uS9m (gene MRPS9). Gene Ontology annotation, biological process: translation. Bases 1 to 894 code for a protein of 297 amino acids. Lineage: Eukaryota; Fungi; Ascomycota; Eurotiomycetes; Eurotiales; Aspergillaceae. The record is from RefSeq and is a predicted model, not a curated record. Gene Ontology annotation, molecular function: RNA binding; structural constituent of ribosome. The transcript has a single exon. Gene Ontology annotation, cellular component: mitochondrial small ribosomal subunit; ribosome.